GGGGAAAGUCUAGUUUCGAAUUAGGGUUUGGGGGUAAACACUUAGAGUAUUUCCUUUCCGCCAGUCAUAUCCUCGCCUGAGCCUGAAUUCCCACCUGCACUCGACCCCGCCCGAAAUUGCCCAAAAGAAAAGGCAGGUCGAUGCGCACCUGUCUCUCCGAUAACCUAACAUAUAUGGGUUCAAUCUGUCGGUCCCGUUCUGCUCGACGUAAUCGUACAGGGUGUUGGAAUUGCAAAAACCAAAAGAGGAGAUGCUCAGAAGAACAUCCCUCGUGUAGUCGGUGCGUCCGACAGGGACUGGCCUGCAGUUAUGGCCUUCGGCUUCAAUGGGAGGACGAGAUGAGGUGUGCCGGGAUUGCAUCCGGGAGAGCGGCACAACACAACCGCACGCCAGAGACAACAUAUUACUUACUGCCGGUUCCGCGAGGUAGGUUGCGGUGGUUGCACACAACGGCAGAUGAGGUGCGACGAUAUUCCUACGAGGAUGCGAGUAGAACGCCUGAUGAACCGGCUGACGGACCCUUGGCAGCGCUCAAGCUCUCCCUACCGGCGCCAUUGAGUUCGCUGCCAAGUCUGGAGCACAAUGAUGGCACAUUGCUGCAAUAUUAUAAGCCUUGGAAUAUCGGUACUAAUCCCGACUAACAAGGUGAUAGAUACACAAGAGUGGUCCCCUCAUCGAGUCCUUUCCCAAAAGCUGGAAAACCCAUUCCAAAUAUUGAUACUAUCUCUAGCACAUCAAUCCAGCCACCUCCUGCACAUGGUCAUGAGCCUAGCAGCUCACGAUCUGUUCAACCGAACUUCUGCGGACCAACAGCACCGACGCCA
Fusarium redolens is the source of this 824-nucleotide messenger RNA. RefSeq lists its product as uncharacterized. Bases 141 to 641 code for a protein of 166 amino acids. Gene Ontology annotation, biological process: regulation of DNA-templated transcription. Lineage: Eukaryota; Fungi; Ascomycota; Sordariomycetes; Hypocreales; Nectriaceae. The transcript is spliced from 3 exons. Gene Ontology annotation, molecular function: zinc ion binding; DNA-binding transcription factor activity, RNA polymerase II-specific. The record is from RefSeq and is a predicted model, not a curated record.